Messenger RNA from Cuscuta epithymum, 2825 nucleotides. The record is from the annotation of a GenBank genome assembly. NCBI's taxonomy places the organism in Eukaryota, Viridiplantae, Streptophyta, Magnoliopsida, Solanales, Convolvulaceae.
UUUUUGGCAAAGGGAACAGCCACAACGUGACCAGCACCCCAACCAGUACAUUUGUAGUGUAGCUCGUCCAGGUACAUCUGUACUGUAGCUCGUCCAGGGGACCUGCGAUACAUUCCUCAAGACCAGUGAGCAGGGCAAUUCCGAUUUGCUGCUCCUGGAGCUCCUGGCGGAUACUCGAGGCCAAAGCUCCUAUAGCUGGGCCAAACGACCAUGGAGAUGGCACUAGCGGCCCCGGCUCCGACUUUCGAGCUGCUGUGGAGAUGAGUGGUGUGUCGGAGGUCGCACAUCGAUUUCAAUAUCACCGUGGACAGUUGGGUGGGCACAGAUCUGGACGGGAACGGCCAGUCCGUAUCCCCCGCUAGGCCUGGAGCGGCGGCGACACUGGUCUCGGAAUGGAGAUGACGAGGCCUGGCUGGUACUUGGUGUCAAACCCCGGCUGGUGCACCGGCGUAUGGCAGACGGCAUAUGGCGGUGGUGUUGACGGUGGACAAUGACCUGGUGUUGAUGGGCGCAGAUCUUAGAUGUCCAUAUUUUCUUCUUGUGGUUGACAUUUCCGGAUCUAGGAGUUGCAGAUCCCAACCUGAAACUAUAACAGGUGGCUCGUGGUGGCCUGCCGCCGGCAGGGGUGCUAGACCAGAAGUUAGCCCGCAUGACCUGGGACGCCACUGUGGGGCGUUGGUUCUCCGGCCUUGUCUGCGAAAUCCUAGAUUUCUGAUUUUGUUAUUGCUGUAUCUUUUUAUUUUAUUUUUCCAGAACAGUUUCUUACAGUUUGAGCUACAUUUGGUCGGACCGUGACGGGAAGCGAAUUGCGUGAAAGUGGAGCGAGCUUUCAUUAGCCGCCGCCGGCAAGCAACUAGCGGUGGUGCUGCAACUCAGGCGAGGAGCUCCAUGGAUCCGAACAGGCAUCACGACUUGGUACCUUCCCUGUGGGGCCGGUGCUGCCCGGAGCUGAAGCCGGGGAUUGGUGGGUCUAGUGGCGCGGCGACGGAGGUGGAGCAGCCAGCUACGACAAGCAACGCCAAGGUGCAGCAAGACUGUCUGAGAAACAGUUCAACAGAUUGGAAAAAAUUGAAAUUCUAAUUUUUCUUAUCUAGAACAGUUUUGGGUAGAAUUUUUGUGAUUUUGGUAGAGUUUUUGGUUAAGCGGGGAGGGUUUGUCACUUGAUUGUGUUCAAACCUCUCAACGAGAGCACCAUAUGAUGGACAGUCUACCCGGGGGGUGUCUUAUCCGAGUGGUUUUUACAGAAUAGCCUAGAGAGAAGUCAGAGCAAGCAAGUAGGAGAGAGAGGAGAUUAUUAUUUAUGAACUCGAGAUGUUCUGAUGUGGAUCUGAUCAUUUACAAGGAGAAAUGGACUGCUAUUUAUAACAGCAAUAAAUGCGAUGGGAGUACACGUGUCAAUAAUCCAACAGCCGAGGGGUCACAUCAAUCAGGGUGGCACCGGCAGUGGCAUGUUCACCGCAUUGAAUGCGGUGGGUGGAUGUGACGUCGCAUUAAAUGCGGUGGUUGGCUGUCUCAAAAGGAAAUCUUCGAUGAUUGAGUCCGUUUAGCCGAAGACUCCUCUCGUGGCCGAGGGCCCCGUGUGGCCGAAGGCUCUGUGUAGCCGAGGGCUUGGUUCAGCCGAAGGCUUUCUAUGAUGCCGAGGGCUCCACAAGCCAAAGGCUCUCGUUUUCUGCCGUUUUCUCUCAGUAGCUUCGCAUGCCCAAAAAGGCUAUUCUGUGAGUUUUGGGGCCUUCGGUCAAGGUGGCCGAAGGCACCCCAGUGUGUGUCUUGGACUUCCUUGAACUUGGGCCACUGUAUUUGGGCCUCGGAUGCUCCUUGGGCUUGCUGGGCCUGUGAUAGGUUAGUAGGAGUCUGUGGGCCGGCGGUUCCUGGGCCAUAUACUCCAUCACUAUUACAAAUGGAGUAGAUCUACUUAAGAUUUUCUAUUUAAUACUCUCAUUGUCUCACAAUAUUUGAUCAAAUUAGUUUAUUUUAAUAAAUAAUAAAUUUUAAAAAAUGAUUUUAGCUACGGAGUAUUAUGCUUGUAUGAAUAUAUUUAACAAAUAACAUUCUCAUAGUUUUUUUAUUUUUUAAAAUAAUUUCUUAUUAAAAACUAUCAUCAGUCAAGUUUGACCACUAUUGACCAAGAAAAGCCAUGUAGGAUUUUUUGUUCUACCGUUUCUCUCUAAGUGUGCGGUUGUGUUGCUUUGAGUUGAUUGCUAUAUUUGAUCUUGAUUUCAGUAGGGUAGUUUAGUGUAUUUUAUGGUUCUUUGAUUCAUGUAUGGUGUCAAGAUCUUUUGUAGCUCCAGAAAUAACUUGUUCUCCUUGGUUCAAAUUUUCUAGUCGACUUGGGAUUCAUUUUUUACGAGGGCAUCAUUUUCUGCAUGUUCUUUCAGCAAGGGCGGAGAUUCAGAAGGAAAGCUGCCGCGACAAAGACCCAGUGAUGGCUAGGGUGUUUUAUCAUCGCCAAUCUCCUCAUGCAGUGCUUUUGUUGUGGUUCGUCCGCAACAACAAACAGGUAGAUAGAGAGAGGAGUAUGAGUGGAUGGAAGAUUAGUACAAAGGGCCCGAUCGAGGGUGCGGAGGAAGGUUGGGGUUUUGUUGGAUAAGGUAGGAAAGAAAAUGGUGAUGACAUAUGUUUUCAAUUUUCAGUCUCGCGCUCCUCUUGAACUACUUUCAAAAGAGAAUGAUAAUGAGUGUAAUACCAAAAGAGAUUAUGGUUUGUAAGGAAUAAAAGGAGAACAAUUAUGCAGCAACUCACACUCCUCUUGAACUACUUCCGUUGCAUAAUGAGAAUUGUGGAGAAGCACUAAUUAGUAUCUUAAACUUUAAGAUUUUAUGUCACCA